Molecule: messenger RNA, 2347 nt
Organism: Melopsittacus undulatus (budgerigar)
Lineage: Eukaryota; Metazoa; Chordata; Aves; Psittaciformes; Psittaculidae
Gene: GRAMD1C
Product: GRAM domain containing 1C
Exons: 19
Coding region: 38-2212 (724 amino acids)
Biological process (GO): intracellular sterol transport
Cellular component (GO): endoplasmic reticulum-plasma membrane contact site; plasma membrane; endoplasmic reticulum membrane
Molecular function (GO): cholesterol transfer activity; cholesterol binding
Source: RefSeq, a predicted model, not a curated record
UGCCCGGAGGUCCGGAGCCGGGCAGCGCCAGCCGGGGAUGCGGGCCCGCCGCGCUCCGCUCCGCUCCGCCGCCACCGCACACUGCUCCGAAACUUCCGUGGGACGAGGCGGGCACGGCCGCGGGACGGGCCGGCUGUCCGGGCCCGAGCAGCGCCGGCGCGGUGGGCCGCCGGAAGUUCAUGAAGGGGAUCAUGGUCUUAUUAGCCAACUACUUGCUGAUUCAGAGGAGACUCCUAGUUCGUGCACAGAGAAAAUGCAGGGUCCUGCUCAAUAUAGCUGGAGUGCUGACUGGAGCUUUUGGCUCUCAAGUUCCACUUACAAAUAUAGGAGUGAGGAAUUCAAGAGACAGUUUUCUCAUCUGCCAGAUUCCGAGAGACUCAUAGUAGAUUAUGCGUGUGCACUCCAGAAGGAUAUCCUGCUGCAAGGACGUUUGUAUCUCUCUGAAAACUGGCUCUGUUUCCACAGCAACAUUUUCCGAUGGGAGACCACAAUUUCUAUUGCCUUGAAGGAUAUCACUUUCAUGACAAAGGAGAAGACUGCUCGGCUCAUUCCAAAUGCCAUACAAAUAGCAACAAAAGGAGAGAAGUUUUUCUUCACAUCGUUCAGUGCAAGAGACAGAAGCUACCUCAGUAUCUUUCGCUUAUGGCAGAAUGUGUUGCUAGAUAAGAGGCUGACCAAGCAGGAAUUCUGGCAGCUGGUGCACCAGAGCUAUGGCUCUGAGCUGGGCCUGAACAGUGAGGAGAUGGAGAGCUUCCACUCAUCGUCUGAGGACAACGGGCAGUCUCGAUCCAGCAUUUGUGAAGAUUCUGGAGAAAGGGAUGAAAAACUGCCUAAAAUGAUUGGUUUAGUUCGGGAACCCACGCUUCAAACAGAAGGAGAGUCACUCAAUAGACACGCCUUGCCAGGAGUGGAAGAGUCCCCAAGUGAGAAGCAGGUAAAGAAGAGCCCUCUUCCAUCUUCAGAAAGAAAAUCUGUUAAGCUGGUCAGGAGCAGGUCUUUAGAAAAGUCCUUGGACCUGAAUGAGAAUGAAGAUCCUCCAGAGAAAAGCAGUGCCUCAGACAGUGAAGAAGGGAAAUGGGGGAGUGGUGUUGAAAAUCAAUUCUGGACUUUGUUUCUGAAGACAACCUACCUACCAAACAUGUGCUGCUGUCAUUACUGGUUUUUUGAGAUGAAGGAGGCUGUCUCUGAGAAUGAUCUCUAUGGGAGACUUUUUAUAAACAGAGUUUUCCAUAUCCCUGCAGACAAGAUGUUUGAAAUCCUUUUCACCAAUUCUCACUUCAUGCAGAGGUUUCUCAAUUCCAGGAGUAUAGUAGAUGCAGUAUCAACCCCUUGGAAUAGAGAUUCCAAUGGCAAUCAGUUGAGGACUUUGACGUACACUGUAACGAUUAACAAUCCACUUUGUGGGAAGUUCACAACUGCAACUGAAAAGCAGAUCCUGCAUAAGCAAAGCCAGAAAGGUCAGUCUUACCAGGUGGAUGCGGAGGUGCUGACCCAUGAUGUCCCUUACCAUGAUUAUUUCUACACUGUGAAUAGAUAUUGCAUCAGCCGCACAUCCAACCACAAGUGUCGAUUACGGGUUUCUGCAGAAGUGAAGUACAAAAAACAGCCUUGGGGCCUUGUCAAGUCUGUAAUUGAGAAGAAUACCUGGGGAGGUAUACAGGAAAACUUCAAACAACUUGAAUCAGAUCUCCUGAUGGAGGAAUAUGCAAUUAAUCAGUCCAUAGAAGACACUGGAAAAUUGGUUGCCCUGAGGCGAAGACGACGCACUUUACACCGGAGUCUGGCAGAAUCACUUCCCAAACGCUCUUCCCAGCACUCUUCUGGUGACAUGGGAGUACAGUCCCAGAGCAGCAUAGUAGGAAGGAAAAGAGAUGCUGUAAGUAGGACCACCACCAUCAUUGUAGUAAUGAGUGUCUUCUUGCUGCUCUUGGUCUUGCUGAAUAUAACACUGUUUCUAAAACUGUCAAAGAUAGAGCAUGCAGCUCAGUCCCUCUACCAUGUCCAGCUUCAGGAAGAAAGCUCUUUGAACAUAUCGCCAGAAAUGGUAUCAAAAGAGGAGAUCCCUCAGUAUGAUAAGGAACAAGUUAAACACAUGAAAGGAGUUUUAAGAGACUCAAUUGAAAUGCUUGAGCAGCUAAAGAGCUCCCUUUCCGUGCUCCAAAGAAGCUUUGACCACUUGAACAGGACACAGAGUGGCAAGACUGAGAGUUAAUACCCACAUCAGAUUUCCAUUCAGGAAGUCGGAAGAACAGAUAUGUGUGUGUGUGUGUGUGUGUGUAUGUGUGAGGACUUAUGGGGUAGGGAUUGCAAAUGUCACCUUUGGACUCUUUAUUAUUUGGCUGAAAAG